AUGGCGCCUCACUUCCAUCUGCCCACAUUUCGUCUUCAUCUUCGUAAGACCGUGGGUCCCGAUGAAUAUCCGGCCCGUCAUAGCCUGCCGUGGAUAGCCAGCCCCGUUGAUAAAAUGACCGAAUGUCCUCGUCUAUACAGGCACUCAGAGGCAACACCCAUCGAACUCUUCUUUGACCUCUUCUUCGUUGCCAAUCUCUCCACUUUUACUGCUACACACGAAAUCAACAACAUGAAAGGUAUGCCUUAUCACUGCGUUGGCCUGCCUUUGCUUAUCCGUGUACAAGCUCUGGGAGCAUACAUUGGCUUCCUCGGCGUGAUCUGGUUCACAUGGCUCCAAGUCACCCUGUUUGAUAUACGAUUCGCCCGAGACUCCGUCUUCGAACGGAUUUGCAAGGCCAUCCAGCUCGGGGUGAUGGUCGGUUUCGCGUCUGCUGGCACACGCUUCACCACCCACGUUCAGGGCGAGAAUGUUUGGGCAUUUCAGUCUCUGACGGCGAUUCUUGCGGGUAGUCGACUGCUCCUGGCUACUCAGUAUACCAUAAACAUUGCGUUUAUGCGGAAAUCGAUGAAACACUCCUCGGUAGGGGUGAGCUUCACGGCGACUGUUCUCUGGUUCGCUGGCUCAGUCUACGGCUGGAUGUAUUUUUCGUUCAGCCCAGCCAACCGGCUUCGAGGCCAAAUCUGGACCAUUUGGUUUGUUUUGUUCGCGCUCGAAAUGUGGGCAGUGAUGCUGUUGUCUUGCCUGUACUCCGGGAUCGGAUUCCAGGACACCCACCUCAACGUCCGAAUGGGUCUUUUGACAUUGAUUAUCAUUGGAGAAGGUGUUAUUGCGAUCACUCGAAUUGUCAACAAGACGGUGCGGCCCGGCGGAUGGACCAAAUGGUCGUUUGUCCACAUCCUGGGAGUGACAACCAAUGUGUAUCUUCUCUGGCAGGUCUACUUUGACAUGUCCCCGCGGCACCGACUCGGCAAGCUGACCCAGCAGAUCUGGGCCCAGUUGCAUUUCCCGUUUCACGUCGCACUGAUUCUUCUCCUCGAGGGCUCUCAAAUCCUCGCACUGAGUCUAGAUGUGACCUUGAAGUUGAAAUAUCUGAAACAGACUCUGUCUUUCAUCUGCGAGGAACCGAUUCCCACUCCGAUCAGCGGUGUUGCGCUCAUUCGAAGCACGAUUACGGACAUGGAGAUUCCUUUCAGUCGAGGAGCAACGCAAGAAUGGAUUGCCAUCUCGAGCAUCCUGGACGAAUUAGUCCACCAGCCACUUUGUCCUGAAACUGAAACCUUCAGCUGGGUCCACACGGAGGAGCUCUUUAGCGACCUGCUGGGGAAUGUCACGGCGGCGCUGUUCUCGAGUAUGGAUAUUACACCAUCGAACAAGGUAGACAUCAAUCUCCUCGACAACCAACAACUCUUACAGAUGUACAUGAAAGUCCUCGCAUUCGUGUAUAUGUAUUUCUUCGCCGUCACCAGCAUUUCAUUGACCCUAUUCGCUGCAUUCCUAAUUCUAUCACGCCGCCACAACCUCCGCCUCCACCUCAUCCUCUCAACGGCGGUCCACAUACUCCUCGCCAUCUCUCUAGCAAGCCAAGUCUCAUUCGUUACCCACUUUCCGCUAGCCUAUUCAUAUAUGACCUCGCCCCUAAUCCUCUACGCCUUCAGCCUAACCCUACUAACUGGUCAGUCUUCUUCCCAUGCUCUGACAGAUCGAUUCUCAUUGGCUGUAGUCCUCCUCGUUGACCGACUUUUGGACUUUCUGGCAUCGCGGAGCAACGCAGCUGGCCGACGGAAGCGGGAAUCCAUCGAUGCCAAGCAUCUGGGCCGGGGUAUUGUGGCGAUAGGGCCGCCUCCUGUGGAGAUGUCUGACCGACGUGUCUCAUUGUCCACUGUGGGGGAGAAAGAAAAGAUUACUGGAGAAGUUCGUGAAGCUGGGACUGUGGAUAGGGGUCGGCAUUGGAGUGGUUCCCCUUGGAGUUCGAAAGCUGUGGUUAUGACUGGUGCCGCUUUGCCUGGGUCGACAGUUGUGACUGGUUAA
Messenger RNA from Penicillium cinerascens, 2031 nucleotides. RefSeq lists its product as uncharacterized. The record is from RefSeq and is a predicted model, not a curated record. The transcript is spliced from 4 exons. Bases 1 to 2031 code for a protein of 676 amino acids. Lineage: Eukaryota; Fungi; Ascomycota; Eurotiomycetes; Eurotiales; Aspergillaceae.